Molecule: messenger RNA, 830 nt
Organism: Telopea speciosissima
Lineage: Eukaryota; Viridiplantae; Streptophyta; Magnoliopsida; Proteales; Proteaceae
Product: probable U6 snRNA-associated Sm-like protein LSm4
Exons: 8
Coding region: 198-650 (150 amino acids)
Biological process (GO): nuclear-transcribed mRNA catabolic process; P-body assembly; mRNA splicing, via spliceosome
Cellular component (GO): spliceosomal tri-snRNP complex; P-body; U6 snRNP
Molecular function (GO): U6 snRNA binding
Source: RefSeq, a predicted model, not a curated record
GGCACAUCUAGGAAUUUCUGGACGGUCCACCUUAAAUACAUUCUCCCAUAAAACAAUACCUACUGCCUCCGAGCUCCAGCUUCGCAGUCGUUUUGAAAAGAAAGAACCGCUCGCUCGAUACCUCCACAGCAGGUACUUUACGAGCUUGCGGUUUCUUAUUGGUCAAUUAGUGGCUUUAUAUUUUAGUGUUUCAGAAGAUGUUGCCUCUUUCUCUACUGAAGACGGCACAGGGUCAUCCUAUGUUGGUAGAACUGAAGAAUGGGGAGACUUACAAUGGGCAUUUAGUGAAUUGUGACACUUGGAUGAACAUUCACCUUCGUGAAGUUAUCUGUACCUCAAAGGAUGGGGACAGGUUUUGGCGAAUGCCAGAAUGUUACAUCCGUGGGAAUACAAUUAAGUAUCUUCGAGUUCCGGACGAGGUGAUUGAUAAAGUUCAGGAAGAAACCAAGAGCCGCUCAGAUAGGAGGCCUCCUGGAGUAGGCCGUGGAAGGGGAAGAGGGAGAGAGGAUGGUGCUGGUGGGAGGCAGGCAAAAGGCAUUGGGCGUGGCCAAGAUGAUGGAGGCGCUAAAGGCAUGGGUGGAGGCCGAGGCAGGGGUGGUACUGGUGGCAAGAGUGGUGCCAACAGAGGUGGAGGUCGUGGACGUGGCUGAUACAAAGUAAAGGAUUAGACGCUAAGGGUGGCACUUGCAAAGGUGCACUGUUCCUUGCUGACAAAUGGCGAAUGAAAAAAUUGGUGGAUAUAAUAUCACUGUGUUGGUGGUUGUAGUUGUUUCAGAAGAAACAUUUCUUCUAAGGGGUUAGAUGUGUCAUUUGAAAAGAGGAAAAAAGGG